Molecule: messenger RNA, 7407 nt
Organism: Hemiscyllium ocellatum (epaulette shark)
Lineage: Eukaryota; Metazoa; Chordata; Chondrichthyes; Orectolobiformes; Hemiscylliidae
Gene: tmem98
Product: transmembrane protein 98
Exons: 8
Coding region: 367-1047 (226 amino acids)
Cellular component (GO): endoplasmic reticulum
Source: RefSeq, a predicted model, not a curated record
CGUGGAGUUGCUCAGUACAGUAGGGGGAGGAGACAUCCUUUGCUGCAUUGUGCACUGAUCCUAUUAAAGGCAUUAGCAACAUUCCAGGGUACCUCAUUCUUAUUUUCUGCCGAUGGUUUUGUUACCUUCGCCAGUGUUAAAUAAAACUCUAACAGCCGUCCUCUGUCUGCCAUGCAGCGUGCUCCGGACUAACUGCAGUAGAUGUCAACUGCUUGAAGUGCCCUGGGGGAGUUCCAUGCUAAACAGUGCCUAACAGUUGAAUCAUUUGCUUCUGAUGAGAUAAGAUGAAGCCAUAGCCAAGUGAGAGGACAACGGGACAAAGUCAGUGCCUCAUCCAACUUAAAACACUUCUGUAGCUUUGUUGCCAUGGAGACUGUGGUCAUUGUAGCAAUUGGGGUCCUUGCGACUAUCUUUCUAGCCUCCUUUGUGGCUCUUGUCGUUGUCUGCAGACACCGUUAUUGCCAGCCCAGCAACCUGUUACACCCAUUUGACUCAAAGCCUACAGUGGAUCUCAUUGGUGCGAUGGAAACCCAGAGUGAGCCCUCAGAAUUGGAACUGGAUGAUGUUGUUAUCACAAACCCACACAUUGAGGCGAUCCUGGAAAAUGAAGACUGGAUAGAGGAUGCUUCGGGGUUGGUGUCUCACUGCAUUGAGAUUCUUAAGAUAUGUCAUACUCUGACAGAGAAACUUGUUGCCAUGACGAUGGGAUCAGGUGCAAAGAUCAAAUCACCAGCGAGGCUCAGUGACAUAAUCGUAGUGGCAAAGCGGAUUAGUCCGAGGGUGGAUGAUGUUGUGAGGUCAAUGUAUCCUCCGCUGGAUCCUAAGCUCUUGGAUGCCAGAACCACAGCUCUCCUUCUCUCUGUCAGCCAUCUUGUAUUGGUUACCAGGAAUGCAUGUCACAUGACCGGAAGCCUCGAUUGGAUUGACCAGUCCCUCUCCUCGGCUGAGGAGCACAUGUCAGUGCUAAGGGAGGCAGCUCUGGCGACUGAGCCUGAGAGGAACCUCAUUGGCUGUGAGAAUUUCUGUCAGGAACAAUCCUCAAUUUAGCUCCUUGAGCCUGACUGAUGAUGGAGUGGGGAAGAACUAGAUUUUUCCCCAGUUGAACUGCUCUGUUUAAUCAUGUGUAUUUUCCUGUUCACAGGUUAAUCAAUCUGUGAAAUAUGUGCCUUAAAACUCAUUGAGGAUUGGACUCCACUGUUCAAAUGACUUUUGGACAGACAAAGGGCUGAUAUUAGUGUCAAUUAUAGUCCUAAGCUCUGCUUGAUUGUUUACCUAAUGUUUACACUAAUUACUGCAUAGUUAGAAUUAAAUGUUCAUGUGUCCCUGUUUGUUUUUGACCUCAACUGACUGAAACUUUCAUCAGCCAAAUUCCUCCAGCAAAUCCCACAUUUGAUGUUGCUUUAAAUUCUGUGCCUGGACCUCUAAGUCAUAAAACCUAAUUGCUACAGAGACCUUUCGUUUUUAGCAUGUGAUGAUGUGAGUGAGAUGCAUUGCUACCUGCCUGAAGAAGGUUGACGUUAAGCAAGGUUAAUUAUUAACAAUUUUAUUUUCUCUGCAAUAGUGAAAACUCAAUUGACAUAGAAUUUAAUUGAUGCAUCAGAGAUCUUGAAGUGGCUUCAAAGCCAACUAAAGACUUUUGUUGUAAACAAAUUAUUGCUGAUGUGUCAAUCAGAAGCUGUUUUGGUCGAGGUUGUGGCGUAUAAGAUGAACAACAGCUGUGAUCAGAUGAAAGGCCUUGACUAUUUCAGCAAAAGUGUUAAUCUGUUUCGUCUUAAGCAGAUUGUUGGGUUAAAGAUAUCAGAGAAAGGAAUUAAUUUGAUCAGGUUUGUUCUUAACAUUACAUGGCAUCCUUUAAACCAAUUAGAGUAUCAGGGCAAAUUGUGCAAUGUUCACAGGAAAAGUAAAAAUCAUUUCACAUUUAACUGUACUUUUUGAUCCACACUGAGCAAAUCUUUGAUCUGCAUUUCUCAGAACCAGCACUCCAUGCUACAGCCUAAUCUUGCACAAUGGGCCUUAUUAUGUUGUGAAUAAAAGGAAUGUCUAUUUGAUCUGAAAUGAUAGUUCAUCAAGGGUGUCACCUCGAUCAUAAAGUUUGUAAAGAGAUUUGAAAAGAGUGUCGGAACCAUGUGUGUGACAGUGGGAAGUGUACAACUAUUUGUCUUUUUUAUUAGGGAAUUCCAAGUAAUACAGACCACAUCCUGGUGUGUCCUGGCUCAGUACCCAAAGCAGUCCGAUUGUCUAUUUGUAAGAGCAAACCCGAAUUAUAGCUGAUUGGUGUACAUAUUUUAAAUAGUCCAACUGCCGAUAGACCUAUUUGUGUUUAGUGAUUCUUGUUCUCAUUUGUGCGUCAUUGUGAAGUUUCUUCCUAUCUGCCAACUUCCUGACCUAGCAUCGACCCUUCCCAGCAUUGCCGAAUUUACUCUUAAAGAGACUGAAUCAAUCUCGGGUCCUUAUCUAGAGCAUUUGUUACAGAAAUAGGCAGGAAAAGUCCAUGCACUGCUCCCAAAAGGAAGACUGGCAAAUCCACACCACUGUUUCCAGUGCCAAAAUAUUGACACCCCUUUGGAAUGUUUAAUCUAUAGUGCGGCAUUGUCUAAACUGGACUAUGCAUAGCUCCUAAACCCUGGUGAUGUGGCAACUGAAGCCUACCCCUAGAUGCACUGACUUUUCUCAUUUCUUGGUUUUGCUCAAUUUUAUGGAUAAUUUGGAUUGGUACAUAGAUGGCAUAAGUAUGGAGGGUCAUGGACCAAAUGCAGGCAAAUGAGACUAGAUUAAUUGUGAAAACAGGGCAGCAUGGACAAGUUGGGUCAAAGGCCCUGUUUCCAUGUUGUAAACCUCUUUGACUCAGUGGCUUUGUAAAGAGCUCUUCUUUGUAUGGUUGUCCUACUGUUAGGUAAGUAAAAAAACAAAAUACCAGGACUUUAUAAAAAUAAAAACCAGAAGAACUGUGGAUGCUGUAAAUCAGAGACAAAAACAGAAGUUGAUGGAAAAGAUCAGGACAUGUUCUGAGGAAGGAUCACCAGACCCCGAAACAUUAACUUUGAUUUCUCUUCACAGAUCCUACCAGACCUACUGAGCUUUUCCAGCAACUUCUGUUUGAUUUUUUAAAAAAAUAUUCUUUCUUGGGAUAUUGGCACCACUGGCAAAGCUUUGAACUGCUGCAGUUCAAGUGGGUGAAAAUGCUAUUUGAUUGGGAUUCCUAUGGUCCACAAUGUUUAAAGAAUGAGAACAUUUGGCCAAGUGAAGAUGGUAUGUGAUGUGCCGGUGGUGGCGUUCUCAAGCAUUUCUUGCCCUUAUUUUUCUACGUUGGGGCCUCCCAAGUGGGGCACGAGCUGAAAUUUUGGGGUCCCAGGUUCUGAGGUUGCAGUGGCUAUUCUGGAGCUCCAACCAAGUUAGAACAGCUGUACUCCCACUCUAAGAGUCUCACAGACGUCUGCCUCACUCUGGCAAAUUUCACUGAAGGAUCAUGAAAAUUUGCAAGCCUCACUAUGGCAUCAUAGUGGGAGAAAAAGUUCAGGAAGCACGGUUCUAGGUUUCAGAAGUGUAGAUGGGAGCAACUGUGUACCAGUGUGGAAUGUGUAGAUGUUUAUGCCAGCAGAUAGGAUGCUGAAUAUCAGGAAUAGUGUCAAGUGUUAGUGUUAGCAACCUAAAUUGUAGAAUCUCCACAGGAUUGAAGCAAACCAUUCAGCCCACCAUGUCCACACCAACCCGCUGAACAGCACCUCACCAAGACCCACCCCCAAGGCUGGAAUUGGGAAGUUGGAUCCCUGGCACUGUGAAGAUGCAAUGCUAACCACUGAACCAUUGUGCCUCCCUAUGACACAUUGACAGACAUUAAACAUAAGAGAUGGUCCCAAACUAAAAAUGACAAAGCCAUCAAUUCUGAAAAAGAAUCAGACUAGACUUGAAACGUUAAUUUUGUUUUUCUGUCCACAGCUGCUGCCAGAUCUGCUGAGUUUCUCCCGUGGUUACUGUUUUCAUUUCAGAUUUCUAGCAUCUGCAGUUUUUGCUUUUGCCUCAGGAGAACCUAUAAUUUUCUUCACCAGAAAGUAUUAGCGACAUAUGAUGAUGGACAAUAUUCCUUCGUACCCCCGGCCCUGCUCUCUGAUUUCCAUGGGUUCAUCUUCCAUGUACCAGACCUUACUCCACACCCCAGCAUUACAUUCUUCCUUGCUGGUCAUGAACUUCCACUGUCACUCUCUUGCGUUAAGUAAGGAAAACUCUUGACCUUACACAGCUACACGAUGUGGGCUGGUGCACGUCACCUUUAAACAAACGUAAAGCGAGUGCAACGAGAUUCUUGUGUUUCAUAGACUUUUUCUUGAAGGUAGAACUUUAUCAAAAAAAAAUGCAAAUGUGAUUACUACAGAUGCUGGAGAUUAGAGUCGAGGAUUAGAGUGGUGCUGGAAAAUGUCGAUUUUCCUACUCCUCGGAUGCUGUCUGACUUGCUGUGCUUUUCCAGCACCACACUCUCGACUUUAACUUUCUCAGUCUACCUACCAUUGGGAAAUUGAAGAUUCACAGCUUGCCUAAAUUCAGUCACUGCCCAAACAUUAUCUGCUCUUGAAUACUCAAUAAAAUCCUCCUUAUAAUGUGCAUAUGUCAAGUUUAACUAAUCACAGUAUUUAAUCACUACAGAUAUUUUUUUGUCUCCUUUUUGAUGAGGCUUUAAAUCUCUUUCACUGCAGCGAGACUGGUUUAAUUUGCAACAAAUGUAGUCAGUAUUCAGAACUUUACAUUCUGUACAGCAUAGACUUUCUACGUUGCACUAUAAAUCUCAAGAUAUAAAUCUAACAGCUCUGAUCAUAGAUCAAAGCACUCCAAACAAUAUCCAAUCUUUUGAAGGUUUGACACAUUUUUCUAAGGCUCUCUCAGAUUUUAAAUGAAUCCCUUUGUUAUAGUGUCAAUGAAAUUCAUGUUAGUCAUGACUGCCAUUGCUAACACUGACCUGUGUACAACUAAGCAAGAGGCAGCACUUUCAAAAAGGUCACUGCACCUCACUGCACUCAAGUAUAAAACCACUUUACAAGGGUGUGACGGCAACUACUAGGAAAAAGAGAGCAGACUGAGGCUAAUUAUUCCACAUCGAGAAAGCUGAAGGGUGACCAGAUUGAAACCUAUCAGAUUUUAAAAGGAUUUGCUGGGUUAGGCAUGGAGGGAGUGGGCAGAGCUUCAACUUUGGAUACAAUUGACAAUUUGGUAGAAAUUGAACUGAAAAUUGCACUGCAUUUGAGAAGUGAUGUUGUUAUUCAAGUUUACAUUCAAACAUUUGCAUUAAUAGAAUUUAAAAUCGUCCCUGAAAAUUCAGAUGAUGCUUUUUGAGAACAUAGUUUCUGGCACUAUUCCUUCAUAUUAUUUAAAAUCUCGUUCCUGGGGCAAUUUUAUGAAUUUACUUGAAAAUUGACAUUUAUUACAAGAAUAAUCAUAAGUAGGCGAAUUUCAAAUAGUGAGAAAUAGCUAUAAGCAUUGUACCAAAACUUUUAAUGGCUUCAUUUGCCUACAGUAGUCAGUUUCUUAGUAAAAAAUAACUUUUAGUACUUAAAUAUUUCGCAUUUUACGACAUGGCCUAGUAUUAAAAUAAAAGUUUACUAUUAAGAGUCUCUUUGAAGGUUUACGAAAGAGACAAAAAACAGAGACUCAAUAUGUUUAUUAAUUCAAUAUGGGGCAUUGUAAAUUUUAUGGGUGGAAUAUGAGAUCUUUUCUUGAACUAAAAUAAAAGAUCACCAAAACUUGAUUUGUUCUGAGAUUAAGGUGUAUUUGAAAUUUUGUGAUUUUAUUUUUCUUGCAAUAUGGUCAAUUUCGGACAAAUUAUGGUAGAAAUUGAACUGCAUUUGAGAAGUGAUGUUGUUAUUCAAGUUUACAUUCAAACAUUUGCAUUAAUAGAAUUUAAAAUCAUCCCUGAAAACUCAGAUGAUACUUUUUGAGAACAUAAUUUCUGGCAUUAUUCCUUCAUAUUAUUUAAAAGACAGCGCCUAUUGGAAUCUUUUUGCUUCCUCUUGUGGACAGUUCAAAACUGGGGCUACUAAUAUAUCUACAAGAAGGAAUUUAGGAAUAGAUUCUUUGAUUCAAAUGUGAAACUUGUGACUACAUUAAGCAGUUGAAGCAGACAGUACAGGUACAUUUAAGGGAAUGGUAGAGGACGACUUGAGAGAAAGGCCCUGUUACUGAGCUUUGAAGAAGUAGGUUGGAAGAAGCCUCCCAAUGUGCACCCAAUGCAAAAAUCCAGCCAGUGUAACCUACCAUAUAUUCACACUUUUUCUCCAUCAGAAAACAAAAUUGAGUACUGAAUGUUUUUAAAUGUAAUGUUUUGGGACUGAGUAAACCAGGGAUAUCUUGUUCAUACUAGUUAAGAUUCCUUUCUACCUCACACCUUCAUUAUUUCCAAAAUCAGAGAUUCCAGUACUCAAUCUACACUGACUCACUUCCAGAAAUUUAAACUUGUUAAAUUGUAUCCAAUUCUCAAUUUGAAAAUGGAAAGCUGUGUGAAAAUGGUAAUCCGGUUCAUUGACUAUUAUUGUAUUUGGGCUUGCAGUUCAUGCAAUAUACCAAUUCCUAAAGGUUACUUUAGUUUAAGUCCACUGUUGAUGACUAGUUGUAGUAUUACACAUUCUCACUGCUAGAUGGCUGGGCAAUCAUUUUGUAUGAUGGAAUUAAUAAUUACAUGGUAAUUAUAGACUAGAAGACUGGUAAAUGUUCAGUUUCUGAGGGAAUAAUUUUCAUUGAUUCCAAUGUUUCUAAACAGUACAAACAUCUUGCAAUCAGGAAAUGAUGAUUAGAUUUGGAAGUAAUAUCACAGCCUGAUCUCAUUUUCAAAAUUCCUGAUGGAGCAAAGCUGGCAGUUACUGGGCCAACUCACACUUUAUAUUCGAUCUUGGUCAAUGAUGUUUAUUGCAUUGUAUGAUUUUACAGCCCCUUCUUUAACAAUUCAUUAAGUACUUAUGAGACAGGUUUAGUCUUUGAUUUAUUCUAUAUUUAAAGCACUUGUGGUAAAGUUAGAUAUGUGAAUAUUCUUGUAAAUAAUGUUUGAUGUUGUCACCAAACAAAUGUUUGUCGAGCCUUAUGGCAUGUAUACAUGAUGAAUUUAAACAUUUCAUAUGGCCAAUAAUUAAGACAUUACAAUAUGGAAGUCCCACAAUUUAAAAGGGCCCAACACUACAGCUGUUCGGAGUUAAGAUCUCAACAUGUGGACAACAGAAAGGAAUCCAAGAUUCAAAUUUUUGAACUUUAGUAUUGUAAUGUAUGUUCACACAGUUUAAAUUCCCACCCGUGCUCAUGGUAUAUAUAACAUGGAACACUUUUACUUUAAUGUGUACUUUAAAUUUACAUUUGUACUUUAAUGUGUAAGAUUGCUAUGUGUUACUGAUUGUGCCUUGUAACAGGUUAAUAAAAACAAGUUGUACGACCUGA